Neltuma alba is the source of this 1644-nucleotide messenger RNA. RefSeq names its product homeobox protein ATH1-like. Gene Ontology annotation, molecular function: DNA binding. The transcript is spliced from 4 exons. Lineage: Eukaryota; Viridiplantae; Streptophyta; Magnoliopsida; Fabales; Fabaceae. The coding region runs from base 1 to 1524 and encodes 507 amino acids. Gene Ontology annotation, biological process: regulation of DNA-templated transcription. The record is from RefSeq and is a predicted model, not a curated record.
AUGGCUGGCCAAAAUUCAAGUACCAUUAAUGAAGCUCCACAAAACCCAACGCCCAACUCACUCAUUCAGUGCUAUUCAUUGAACCUCAAUGACCAAACCCGUAUCAUAGAUGGGAUAUCAAUGCUUUCUGGUUCUGAAGUGCACGGCUCAUCUGUAAGCAAUGUGAAUGUGCGCCUGAUAAAUCCAGAAAGUACUGGUUCUAAUGCAUUUUCUUCAUCGCAAGGAAAGAACAUUUUUGGAUAUGCCUCACAUGGAACUUCAUGUCCCAUAAAUAACAGUGAGUUUCAGGAGCAAACAGCCGGAGGAACACCAGUUACCCCUGCUUCACUUGCUAGCAUUCUUGCUGCUAGAAUUGGUCUUCAAGAAAAUUUAGAGAAAUCACAAGUUUUAUCUCCUUCGUUCAGUUCAUUGGGCUCAUUGGGACCUUACAUGUUAGACAAUUGGUCAUAUACUCCAAGUCAUUUGCAUUUAACUUCCGGGGGCCAUGACUGCAACAAUCAUAUGCCUGAGGAAAUCUUGGAUUCAAAUGGAUGGGCUUCAUCAAAUGUUACAGACUUGAGCAGCCAUGCUUAUGGUUCAUCUAAUUUUAGUAAUGAACCUGUAUUAAGUCUUGCAACAUCUCAAACCACAGGCCAGUGCUCAGAGGUGAGUUGUUCUGAUGAAAUCACCCGUUGCUUCAGUAAAGCAAGGUCAGGAUUGGAACAUGCCUCUUGCAGCAACAGGGAACUUGCCAUGAGUCUGAACUCUGGUAGACACUUCCAUUUUUCGCAGGCAAUGCUAGGAUCAAGAUAUCUUACUGGAGUUCAAGAGAUACUUGCUCAACUUGCAAGCUUUUCACUUGAGAAUCUUGAACAGAUAAGAUAUUCACAAGCAAAUUCUAUGUUCAAAUUCCACAUGGAAGCUCCAUUGGAAAGACAUGCAGCUGAAUCAAAGAAAUCCCAGCUGCUGACACUCUUAGAACUGGUGGACAAGCGAUAUAAUCAGUGUUUGGAUGAGAUUCAUACUGUUGUGUCUGCAUUCCAUGCUGCUACAGAGUUGGACCCACGCGUUCAUGCGCAUUUUGCUCUUCAAACGAUCUCUUUCUUGUACAAGAACUUGCGAGAGAGGAUCAGCAAUUACAUUCUUGCCAUGGGGCGGGAUUUUGACAGUUUAUGCACACUGGACAAGGAAAGAUCUGUUGAUACUUCACUCAUCCAUAAGCAACUGGCUCUCCAACAGUUGAAACGAAAAGAUCAUCAGUUAUGGAGGCCCCAAAGGGGCUUGCCAGAAAACUCUGUCUCGGUCUUAAGAGCCUGGAUGUUUCAGAACUUUCUCCAUCCGUAUCCUAAAGAUUCAGAGAAACAUUUACUUGCUUUAAGAACUGGGUUGACGAGAAGCCAGGUAUCUAACUGGUUUAUAAAUGCUCGUGUUCGGCUAUGGAAACCCAUGAUUGAGGAAAUGUACGCUGAACUGGAUCAUAAAAGAAAGGCUAGUCGAAAUGAAGGAGGAACAGAGAACAGCCGUGGAAAAUCAACUUUGAGAUAGAUGAAGGGGAAGCAAGCCGCGUUAAAAUGGGAAGGAACAUUUGCUUUUGAGGAUCAAGUCAUAGACUGAAGACAAAUUACAUGAUGCGCUCUGGAUAUUGUUGCAGGAGGUACAGUACUA